UAUUUCUCCCCCUCCUCCUCCUCCUCCUCCUAGUUUUCCAAGAUUAACAUCCACAGCUCUCUUUUUCUCUCCAUCUGUCUUACCCAAUUCAAGCUAGUCAAAAAGACCGCACCUUUUCGUUUAAAGCUUCACUUUUGGCUCAUAAAGCUCAAGUCUUGAUCAAGAUUUUGAGGGAUUUUGAUUCAAGAAACAAGAGGUGAAGUGGGUUCUUGUGGGUUUUUGCCGUUUGUGUCUGAAAAGGGGAUUCAGAUUUGACAUAUUCAACAUGGCAAUUGCUUCAAAGUGUGGUUUGUACAUUUCUGGGGUUCAUGAGAUUAGUCUGCGCUCCAAAUCCAGAGAAUCAAAUUCCAGAGCUUUUCCGGUUUUGGGUGUUGAAUUUUUGGGAAAACCCAUCUCAGAUUACAAGGGCUUAAAGAAUUUGAGGGCCAAGGCCCCCAGAAAUUUAUCUGUUCAUGCUCAAGCAUCAAUCUGUGUAAGCAAAGCUAUGAAAUGGUGGGAGAAAACCCUAAAACCCAACAUGGUGGAGAUCCAUUCUGCUCAAGAACUCAUUGAUUCUUUGCAUACUGCGGGUGAUAGAUUGGUUGUAGUGGAUUUUUACUCACCUGGUUGUGGAGGUUGCAGAGCUCUCCAUCCCAAGAUCUGUCAGCUGGCUGAACAGAAUCCAGAUGCAAUUUUUCUCAAGGUUAACUAUGAAGAGCUCAAGACUAUGUGCCAUGGUCUCCACAUUCAUGUGCUUCCAUUCUUUAGGUUUUAUAGAGGCGCUGAAGGGCGAGUGUGUAGCUUCAGCUGCACCAAUGCCACUAUCAAGAAAUUCAAAGAUGCAUUAGCUAAAUAUGGGGCUGAGGGUUGUAGUCUUGGCCCUGCAAAAGGUUUAGACGAGUCUGAGAUAUUACACUUGGCUGAGAUAGGUGAGAUAUCAGCAAGAUCUUCUCCACCAUCAACCAAAGAAGAGAGAGUGGAGGAGGAUUUGAUCAUGAAAAGUAUAGAUUUGUCUGGUGUUUGGAGUAAUGUUAUCCAUAACCAUGACAUAGAACUCGCAGAAGAAGAAAGUGCCUUGCUAAAGAUUUGAAACAGUUUAGGCAUGUUGGAGUAAAGCAGCUCCAGUUUUGUGACUUUUGUCAUACCAAUUUGUCUGCUUGGUGUUGUAAAUACAUCAUUACUAUUAGGUUUUCCAUAAGCAGGGUUCUGAUCUUUUUAACAUAGAACCCUGCAUUUUGUUAAUCUGUUAUUGGAUUUGAGAUUGUAGUAGAUCUGAUUGAGAGCUUGAUACAGAUCUAGAUUGUUACCUGUGUCAAUUUGUUUUGGUUACCUACAAUAUAUUAGUGAAUCUUGAAUGGGGUCAUGGCAAUGAUCUUUUUCCAAGUUAG
Fragaria vesca subsp. vesca is the source of this 1367-nucleotide messenger RNA. Its product is annotated as thioredoxin-like 1-2, chloroplastic-like. The coding region runs from base 266 to 1069 and encodes 267 amino acids. The record is from RefSeq and is a predicted model, not a curated record. The transcript has 4 exons. Gene Ontology annotation, biological process: cell redox homeostasis. Lineage: Eukaryota; Viridiplantae; Streptophyta; Magnoliopsida; Rosales; Rosaceae.